AUGCCAAUGGUGGUGCGGUUUGGUCAGUAUGCUUCUCUCCAGAUAGUUCUACAUUAGCAUCCAGUUUUGGAGAUGGUUCCAUUCGUUUUAUGGAAUGUUUAAACACGAAGAUAAGAUGCAAUAUUAAAAUGUUAUAACAAUCAUGUUCAAUCAGUUUGUUUCUCUCCUGAUGGUACUACAUUAGCAUCUGGUAGUGAUGAUAAGCAUAUCAAAUUAUGGAAUCUUAUAACCAGAAAAUUUAAAUUGAAAUUAUGUGGGCAUACUAGUCUUGUCAAUUCGUUUUGCUUUUCUUCUGAUAGUGCCACAUUAGCAUCUGGUAGUGAUGAUAAGUCUAUCCGUAUAUGGCACGUUUAGACAGGAUAAUAAAUAGCCAAAUUGGAGGGUCAUGAUAGUUUUGUAAAUUCAGUAUGCUUUUCACCUGAUGGUACUUUAUUAGCAUCUUAUAGGGGUAUUCUUAAUAGUGGUAAAGAUUGUUAUAUCCGCUUAUGGGAUUUUAAGACAGGAUAUUAAAUCCUAGACUCGGAUAAAAAUUUAAAGGAUAUUCUUGCCUAAUUAAAAUUACCUCAUUAAGCUAAUUCAUUAUUCCAUAAUAGUAUUAAUUUCUAAUUUUAUUAGCUACCACACCAAUUACAAUUCUUCUUAUUUCUCAAAAACUUAUAUUUUAAGCAGAAGGAGCUCUGAUUUUUAAUGGAUAUUUUAUGAAUCAAUUAGGUAUUGAUUUAGGAUUACUCUUAAAAUAAAAAGGCUCCUAUUUAUUCGAAGGCUAAAAUCAAUUUUUAGAAAAGCAAAUGUGA
Paramecium pentaurelia is the source of this 794-nucleotide messenger RNA. The record is from the annotation of a GenBank genome assembly. NCBI's taxonomy places the organism in Eukaryota, Ciliophora, Oligohymenophorea, Peniculida, Parameciidae.